Molecule: messenger RNA, 2680 nt
Organism: Ipomoea triloba (trilobed morning glory)
Lineage: Eukaryota; Viridiplantae; Streptophyta; Magnoliopsida; Solanales; Convolvulaceae
Product: sister chromatid cohesion 1 protein 3
Exons: 12
Coding region: 402-2486 (694 amino acids)
Biological process (GO): synaptonemal complex assembly; replication-born double-strand break repair via sister chromatid exchange; mitotic sister chromatid cohesion
Cellular component (GO): synaptonemal complex; cohesin complex
Molecular function (GO): protein binding; chromatin binding
Source: RefSeq, a predicted model, not a curated record
CAGCCCAAAAUCAACCAUUCAUCAUCUUCUUCAAACUUCAACGUAACAGCCAUGGACGACGGGAACGUAGCUCAGCGACGGAACCAGCAGCGUAGAGAGACAGACACGACGCCGGCGUCGCCUGAGGGAGAAUAAGACAGCAGCGUCGCUGGAAGACCCAACUCUGCCACUGCCGCCGACCUCCGUUUUUCCGCCACGGCUAAUUCCGGAAAUCGGAAUCCCCAACCUCAAAAACCCUACCUCCGUUUUCCCGCCACAAAUCGGAAUCCCCAACUUCAAAAACCCUACACCAAUCCGGUCCGCUCCCAUUUUUCUCAUAAAGAUUCAACCUUUUUUCCACCUCCACUGCAAGUGAAGUUUUCCGGGAAGAUUGAAGAGUAACAGAGGAAGGAGGAUUAAGGAUGUUUUACUCUCACACAUUCUUGGCUCGGAAGGGUCCAAUGGGGACUGUUUGGUGCGCGGCGCAUCUACAGCACAGACUCAGGAAGACGGAUUACACCAGAACCAAUAUCCUGUCUACCGUUGAGUGCAUCAUGUUUCCUGAAGUACCAAUUGCACUGCGGAUGUCUGGCCAUCUUUUGCUUGGUGUUGUUCGAAUAUAUUCAAAACAGGUCGAUUACUUUUUUCAAGAUUGUAAUUACCUAGACUUGCGGUUAAAAAAGGCGUUAUUGUCAAUGACUGUCAAUCUACCUGAAGGUGCAACUUAUGAUAUCGUAACGAAUGGCAAUCUACCUGAAGGUGCAACUCAAGCAACUUAUAAUUCCAUCACUUUGCCAGAGACGUUUCAACUCGAUGCAUUACAAUCAGAUUAUGAUUUACGUGCAGAGAGGUUUGUGGAUACUCACCUUAAACCACAGGAAGAGAUCACGCUGGAAGAUCAAGUUCCCAUUGGAGGUGAUCAAUAUGUUGCCAUUUAUGUUGCUGAUGAGGAUGAGGGGAGGGAGUUAUCAACUGAGAAUAUUGCCUCUGGAUUGCAAGCAACACCUAUGGAGAUAGACCCUCACCCUCCAGUUGGGGAGGGCACACCUGGUGGUCCUCGACAUUCUCCCCCGAGCACCCCGGGAGGACUAAAUAAGAGCGCGGGUCAAGAGGCCGUUGCUCAAGAGUUUCCGGAAACUGAGGUUAUGCGCGAUGCUUCGCAUGAUGUUGGUGUUCCUAGUACUCCGAUGUGGCAAGACAGGAGGGAUGAUGUGUUGGAACCUGACCUUGUUUUGGCGGAGCAGGUGACGAAAGAUGAUCAAAAUGUUUCUCCUGUAGCUGAGGAAAUGUUGCCCUCGGGUGGGCGUUUUUCCCCGCCUCAACGCCCCGAGCACCCUUCAGCUUCUGCAGAAGUUGGCCAAGGAAACACUAGUUCGCCCCUGUCAUUUGGGAACGGAUCACCUGAACUAGCAAUGUGCCCAUCCCCGCCUCCACCACCUCCCCCUCCUGAACCUGAGCAGCGAUGUGCAAGGCAAAGAAAGAGGAAACUCGUCAUUGAUGAUGCCUUAGUGUUGUCAAAUCAGGUUAUUAGGGCUGGACUAAACGACACAAGUCGCUUGAAACGGGAGAGAAAGGAAGCUCCCCACACUUUGGGCAUAUGGAGAUCAAACAAGAGACUAAAAAAGGAUGCCAUGUUCUUUGAGCCCUUAAUAACUGGGCAGUGUGGAGAUCUCUCGAAUAUGCACGAACAAGAUUUCGUUUUUGCACAAGCUCACCCCUCGUCCACAGAUGAGGCUCGUGAAGAGGCCACGGGUGCACAAUCUCCCCCUUCUUUGGGGCGUGAUGAAAUGGAAAUCGAACAUCUUCGUGAGAAUGUAGACCCUACUGAAGGCGGCGAUAUUUUGCAUGAAGUCUUGCCUAUGCCAAGUACAUUGGUUUCCUCUCCGGUCACAUCCAUGCGUUCUCCGAGCAGGCAAGAAGAUUUUACUCCUGCUCCUACCUCAUUAGGGGAACAAUCAGAUCAGGUUGAAAGAACUAUUGAUUCUGGGGUAUUACCUACACCAGACCCUGCUGCAUCAACUGGACAUCUUCAUUCAGAUAUCGACACCCCUUUGACAAUCCCCAAGGAGGAUUUACGGUUUGAAGCCACGCCUCUAUCUGAUAUCCCCGAGUUUGACAAUUCUGCUGGGGAUUUAAGUUUUCUGGAACAAGAUGAAAGCACCCCUACUGGCUCUCAGGGAACUCCAGAAGUGGGUUUAUCUGGAAAACAAAGGACUCCAGAAUUUGAUGCAUUAUCUACCAGAACAAGAGCUGUCGCACAAUAUCUUAAAGGUCAGUCAUCAACAACCCCUGUCUCCGAAGGUCAAUUGCCAGCAAGUACCAUGCCGGGACCUGGAGAUCUGAGCUUAAAUGCAGUUCUGGAAGGCAAAAGCAGGAAAAUAUGCGCUAGAAUGUUUUUCGAGACUCUUGUUUUGAAGAACUGCGGGCUGAUAGAUGUAAAGCAAGAAGAACCCUAUGGUGAUAUUACUUUGAAGACAACUUGUAAGCUAUGGAAGGAACAACUAUGAAGCUAUAUAUAGGUAGAAUACAGAAAGCAUAAUUCUUUAGAUGCAUGUACCCAUGUAGGAGCUAGAAAGCCAAAACCCUGUAAUUUAUACUGGUAAGAUUAACAACGAUUUUGCCAUUUUCUUGAUGAUCAAAUAUGAUAAGCUAUUCAAAGUUGGUUCCUAGGCAAAAUGUAUAUAUGCCAGAAACAUGAGCA